Metopolophium dirhodum (rose-grain aphid) is the source of this 2773-nucleotide messenger RNA. RefSeq lists its product as uncharacterized. Lineage: Eukaryota; Metazoa; Arthropoda; Insecta; Hemiptera; Aphididae. Bases 215 to 1756 code for a protein of 513 amino acids. The record is from RefSeq and is a predicted model, not a curated record. The transcript is spliced from 9 exons.
CAGUAAUCAUCCAGCAACAGUGAUCGAUUCUGUCAGAAGUAGACGCGUCUCCGACUCUUAAUGUGUGCUCACUAUAAAUAAUACAAAAAUAAGUCGUGUGCUGGAUACUCUCGACGAGGUGGUGAUUACCAAUAGUCAACGGCGUGUCGGAGGGAAUAGUGAGACGCUCUCACUGCAGACGUUUGAAGUACACUCCUGUUUUAUACUCUGAAAAAUGGCCGUAUAUGACGACAACUUGUCUGACAAGAUGGGCGCUUUGUCUGUCGACGACCACUGGAUAGAACUCGGAUUGGACGACUACAUUCAGACACAGCUAAAAAAAAUCAAAAAUGAUUUUGAAAGCGUUUUCUCCUGGGAUAUACAUAAAUCAUCAGAAUUCAAUCCAAAUCUUUAUUUGAACAUCAAUGAUAGAGUUCAAGAAAAGCUAUCUAUGAUUAUAGACGAAAUAGAUGAGAAUGAGUUUAAUUUUUAUAGAUUCUAUUUACAAUUAAUUGUUAUUUAUGAAGAUUACAUGAGCAAAAGAUAUAAGGAAUCAUAUUCGGGAAUUGAAAGUGUUGUUAAAUUUAUGAAAACGUGUACAUUUGACAAGUUGAACAAACAGAACUCUGAUGUAUACCAUCAUAUUGCUCAAGCCACCAAUGCGUAUAUUGCAUUAACAUUGAAGAUUGAUUCAGAAAAUUUACUGAAUGAUGUGAAACCAGUUAAAAAUUUUAAUGAUACUGAGAAAGCUGCUAUUUAUGCGGUAAAAGCCAGAAUUUUUAUGGAAUAUCCUCCAAAAGGAAAUGAUAUUGCUUUAGAAUUGGCUGAACGAGCCCUUGCCCUUCAUUAUUUACCUGAAUGGCUACUCAUUUGGUCAAAAGCCAAAAAGGUAGUAAGACAUCAUAAUGCACCAUACACAAUACCCGGUGAUGAAGAAAUUGAUGCUGCUUUAUAUUUAUUCAAAACACAAACAAAGCCUAAACUUUUAAUUCAUGCCUAUCAAAUUUUUAAGGAAGCCAGUUAUAUCAAUAAAAUAGACAAAAACAGUAGACAGUCAAAAUAUUUUUUUGAUUAUUCGUCUAAAAUAGCUAAAAAAUCGAUUGCAUUGGCAAAGGGCGAUCCAAACAAACUAAAUUCUAUAUUACUGUAUUGUCUACACUAUCCGAAACAUUUAUUGUCAAAAAACUUUAUAGACCAUACAAUUUCAAAACUGAAUAAUAUUAAAAAUGGCUGUGUGCAUUUAACUAUUGGCAGAUAUUAUCUAAAACGUGAAAAAGAUUAUGAAAAAGCUAAAACGUAUUUCACUCGUGGAAAGGCUUAUGGUAAUUUCAAUAGCUCAUUGCAGUUAAUAAAAGUAGAAUGCCUGUUACAAUCUGUCCAUGAAUUCCCUUAUGUUCAGUCAUUAAAUGAGAUGUAUAAUGAUUUUCAAAACCCCAAAAGAAGGGUUACUAUUUUAAUUCAUAUAUUGAUAUAUUACAAUUUCUGUGAAAAUAAUCCAAAAGAAAUGAUGCGCUACCUAAAAUUAUACAUUGAUCAAGAUAUCGAAGAUACUUUUAAAAUACGUAAAUUAAUGUAUGUUGAAUCGUUGUUAAAUGUAGGCAGAUAUUUAAAACGAAAUGAUUUUCUGAAUGUUUUAUCUGCAAAUGUAAAAGAAUUAAUAAACAAUAAGUGGGAUGAAGAAGAAAAAAAGAUGAUUGAAAAUACAUUUGAUCGGUUCAAUAAAAUAUUACUAUUGAAUAUUCAAAACAAUAAUUUUGACGAUGAUAAUAAUUUAUAACUUAUAAAACCGCUGUUCACAAUAAGAAUGAAUCUUGACGAAAUCACAACACAACUCGAGGCAUGAAUUUGGCAGUCAUCCAUCUGAUGAGUCAUUUUUUUUUACUUUUAUAUUUAAAUACUCAAUAAUAUUAAUCAUUCUAUUUUAUCCGUAGAUAUAUUAAGUCAAUAUUUGCUUUGUAUGUGCAAAUUUGGUAUACAAUUUAUGGGUCAAUAGCUGGUCAUUGACAUUACUAUAAGUGAUUCAUUUAUAUUUGUAUAACAAUUAAAAUUUUUUUUAUUAUUAUUUAAAGAAAAUAUAUUAUUUGAAAAAUGUGUUAAACCAAGUUUUCCAAGAUGGAACCGAUUACAUGCAAACUUUCUUCGAACUGAACCAGUUGAAUAUACAGAGGACACCUCGGAAUGGCGGUCAAUAUUUCAGCAACUAUUGUCGUGUCCGGUACUUAGAGGUUAUUUCACUAUUUCGAUUUUAACUAUGAUAUUCAUUAUGGUUAAAAAAUAUCGCAUUUGAUUACAAAUACAUAUUAGGUAAAUCAACGAAACGAUUGAUCUUUAAGUUCAUUAGACGUACCUAAUAAUAUAUGUAUUAUGAUAUUUAUAGGCUGACAUGAAAAAACAAUCUUUGAUUUCUAGGUACUGCCGGACAACGAAAAACGAAAAAAAUACAUUAAUUAUCAGCGUUUAUCGCGGGUUCUUUCAAAGUGGACUAUGGUUCCAAAACAGUUGCACCAUAAUAUUGAGCGCUUGGCCUGAGUUGUGGACAACUAUUAUACUAUCGAAUUAUCGCAACGCAGAAAAUAUUUAUUUAUUUAUAUUUGAUAAGAGUUACAAUAAUAUACAUGAGUACAAAAUAAUAAUUUUUUUUUGCUCGGUGAAAAAACUUGAAAAUUUAAUGCAAGUAGGGUACUUGAUAAUCUAAUUAGUAAUAUAAUAUUAAACUAAAUUCAUCGAUUUUUCGUGCGACCCGGCAUUAUGGACUAUCAUGAAAAAUUCAUGAUAAUAAUACGUUAAUAAAACG